AUCCAGCAGUGGAUAUCGCUGUUCUUCUUCUGUCAAAAUGGACGAGUGUAGUGGUUUGUUUAGUGGUUAAACUGGUGAAACUAUGCGACGACGAUAUUUAUUUAUAGUUUGCGUCCGCAAGGGACGUCAAUAGCGAAUACCGUUCGGAGCAAAUGACGGUUAUCGAAUAAUUACAUGAUCGCAGUAUUGAAUGAAAGCGCAUUAGACAGAAAGUGCACGCUGACAUCUAGUGAAAAUAACCAAAUAUUUUUAACAAGAGUGCGCACACUGUAUCAGUGCACACAUAUUCAUACACAUUAGUUUAUAAACAACAGAAAUAAAAACGUCAUUAACAAGUACUUUUGACCCCUUAUUCCCAGCUGCAUUAAUAAUUUCUAAUGAUAGUUAUUUGAAGAAUAACUAGAGAUUAUCACGAUUUUACUCAUUGACCUAUAACCAAAUCGGAAAGAAUAAUAAAAAAAAAAUAAGUAAAACAUGUCACCCGGUAUAAAUGAUCGACCACGUUACACAGGUACUGUCCCGAAAAGUAAUCGUAGAAAUGAUAGAAAUCGCGAAAGGUCCAACAGUAAUCAAGUAAUGAUUGGACCAAUUGAUCAGAGGGAUGUUUCACACCAACCAAAUAAUCUGCUCGAGUGGCACCUGGUAACUGAUCCACACAGGUCGGAAAAAAAUAGUAAUACUCGAUCCACAUCAUCCGCACCUUCCAUAGGCUACCAGGAUCUCGCAGAAUUUGAUUGCAGUAGCCAACAGCGUAACCACAUAGGCGAAGAUCGUACUCAGUGGCAUAGAAUGGCACCACCAGACUCUCACACCCAAUCACCACCACCGCAGUCACAGGGGAACAAGCCUACAAAUGUAGAUAAGAUGCCAGAUAGAGGACAAGUUGAAAGUCGACUUAAUCAAAUCCAGGACUACAUUCGGGUGACUUCUACAAUGAUGGAUUCACUGAGUCAAUCCAGCGACCCUCGCGCAGUUACGCAACAUGAGAAGUUGUCUAAAAUGGUGGAGGAUCUUUAUGACAGUGAAAAAAAAUUGGCCAAUCUUCUAGAGACUUAUCAAAAUCGGGGAAUUCCUGAUGAGUCUGGUGAUCAUUCAGUGCAGCGGUCCGACCAAAUGAGAAGAUUCAGUGAUUUAAUGGAUGUUCUAACUUUACAAGAACGAUUCAUCUUGACUAACCCUAACUGCAUGAAUGGUGAAAUUGACGAACAUGGAGAUGGCGGCAGAGAAGCUCAGCUCCAACGCAAGGUAGAAGAAACUCAAAGGAAGCUUGCCCAGCUUCAAGAACAAGAAGCUUCUCUAUUAGGAAUGCAUUUGCGAGCUAAAGAAAGAUUGAAUGCAGCACGUCAAGCCCAACAAGUAUUUUUGCAACAAGGUGAACAGGGUGCCUGGGAAGGUCCAGACAGGCAACAGCAUCAAGGACAAUCAAACGCCGAUGAACUGGAAUCGGAACAUGCCGCCCUUAGGGGAAAGUUAGUUCAGUUACAAAAUAAGAAGAAAAGAAUGGAUCACCUCGUCGCAGAGUUGCAAGCAGUGGAUGCUUUUGACAGAGGCAGCUGUAGCUCUGAAGGUUCACGCGCACCGGGAAGAGAUAAAGUCGCCGAAUUGGAUGCGAUGAAAGCACAGCUGGCACGCCUUAAAGCUCUGAUGGAAGAUGCUACACGAGAUCGACAUCCAUCAGAAUCUGAAAUUGAACCGGAAGCUGAUGAAGAGGUCAGAGAAGAAGUGUCGGCUAAUAGUUCUCGUAAUUCAAUAGAUCGACAGAGUGAGCCUAAUGAUUUGUCGAGAAGGAAGGCUGGUAACUUUGCAGAUGCACCCUCGGUUGACCAAGUUCAAGCUGUGACUAGGGAACUCAGAGAACAGUCUGUAUUACUGCAGGCCGCUCGUGCCGAAUUGCAACGCCUAAAGCAAACGACUCCUACACCCGUUGUUACCUCAUCAACUCCACCUCCUUCUCUUCUUGGACUCAAUCUAUCUGAGAAGAAACAGAGUAACAACAAUACUAAUAGCAGCAGUAAUGACGAACGUUGCGAACUACAAUUUGCACAAGCUAAGAGACGCCAGCUGGAAGACUUAAUGAGAAAGGAACAGGGACACUCAUCUAGUGUGAAUCAAGAUGUUGGUAGAGGAGAUUGGGGUGGCGUUAGAGAAACCAAUUCACAACUUAGUAACACUAGCGUUGCAGCAAACUUGUGGCCUUUGCCGAAUCCUGCAACAGGUGAAUCUAACGAACAAAGUGUAGACGGUGUGUCAAUUUCUGAAAAUUUAUUAGAUGUCGGACCUAACGGCAAUGCUACGACGACAAAUGGUAAUUGGUGGGGUGCUCCCCCGCCAAUUGGAAUGGUUGAACAGCCUCCACAAGCAGGAGUGGCGGGUAUGGCUGAAUAUUAUCGACAGCUGUUAUUGGGCUCUCAAGCACAACAACUGCAAAUGAUGGGAAUGACUAUGCAGCAAUGCUGCCAAUUAUUGUGGGCUCAACAACGAGAAUUACAAUCAAUGCGAGCAGCAAUUGUUCAACUACAAUUACAGCUACGACAACCACAGCAGCUACAACAGCAACAGCAACAGCUACAAGGACGGGCCAAUAACAAUUAUAGUAAUGUAGGAAAUGCUGAAGAGUAUUCCAAUCUUAAUCGUGCUGUGCAACACAAUGGAAGUUCAUUGGACGCUACUUUGCCACCGAGCUCAUCACUUCCUAAUCUCGUUGCUUUACCCACACCUACACCCACACCAGCGCCUGUUCCUAUACCCAAUUCUCCACACCAACAACAACAGUUGAACAACCAAGUUCCACCAGGAAAUAGAGCCAACAACUAUUGGGACAACUUUCGAAGUUACUCGAGGCAAAAUUUACUCUCGGUGAAUGGAAAAACUGCAUCGGAUCGCAACCCACACACAACUGCAAGUACUCCAACCACAAACACUGUAUCUUCUGCACCAGGUACUGCGUCUGGCGGGGGAAACAACACUGGACUCACUAACAUUGGAUUUAGGUCUAGAAAAGACAAGCGCAAUAGAGAGCAUGGAUUGGAGAAUUUGUCGUUACCAACUUUGUUAUCCGCUGAGAUGCAGUACCCACAAAAUCUUCAGCUGCAAUCUAAUUUUCAACAGCAAGAAGUUGUAAAUUCAAGGAGUAGCUUAAGUAAUGUCUUAGCCAAUGAUACGACCUUACAACAAUCGCAUCAUGUGGACAACUUUUUUGAUGAGCAACAAUUGGCUUGCACUCGAUCAGUACCUGCAAAUAACGAUGGUCAGGUUUGUCUGCGUCAGCUUAGCAAUGAAAUGAGCGACGCAGUGUCAUCGCUAGUAACUGUGAAUACUUCAAGACCUGGCUACCUCGUUCGGGUGCUGAGGGAGGUUAAAAUUAUUUGCGAAGAUCACAGGUUACGUCCUCGUCUCUUGCGUUCACUGAGGGCUUUGCGGGAUUCACAUUCAUCCAAUAAUCCUUUGGUUGGAUGGUUACAAAAUGAAACAACUGAUCAGACAGCCAGUGAAAGUUGUCAAUCUAGUGAUGAAGAUUCUGACACGGGUACCCUCAAUAAUACAGUAGGAAGUGCAGUGAAUGCAGUUGGCGCUUUGUCACUACCCCCACCUCCGUUACCUCCACCACCAUUGUCUAUGACGUUACCACUUUUGCCAGGAGGAUUUCAAGCAGAAAGUGUAGGCAUUAAUGCAUCGGCAUCUGUAACACCGGGUUACAAUGAAGACUUGGCAGAAGCUGAUCAAUCGCGACCCGAAGCUUCUCACAAUCCCCAGCAGGUUGCUAGUGACGAAAAUGCUGGUGAAGAAGGUGGAGGAGACACAUCAACAGCUUCAGCCAAUGCUUUGAUAGCUGAUUUGGUAGCAGAGAUGGAAUACAUGGAAGAGGAUGGAGAAAGAAGUGAUGAUAUCGGGCUUGAUAGAGUUCCUACUCGAUUAUAUCAUCAGGCAAAUGAGUCAAUUUGAAAUCUGGUAGCUGGCUUUAUUUGCACUUAAUUGACCUCACGCUCUCGGUGCUCCCACACUAUUAUUGAAAAUUACAAUCUACAUUAUCGGCUAAGAGCAUCCAUGGUUACGGCUAUGUACAAAUGGAACGAUGAAUAUGAGUAAAUAGGUG
Messenger RNA from Diprion similis, 4093 nucleotides. RefSeq lists its product as uncharacterized. Gene Ontology annotation, biological process: cilium assembly; microtubule anchoring at centrosome; intraciliary transport involved in cilium assembly. The transcript has 18 exons. Gene Ontology annotation, cellular component: centrosome; centriole; centriolar satellite. NCBI's taxonomy places the organism in Eukaryota, Metazoa, Arthropoda, Insecta, Hymenoptera, Diprionidae. The record is from RefSeq and is a predicted model, not a curated record. The coding region runs from base 475 to 3942 and encodes 1155 amino acids.